Molecule: messenger RNA, 1631 nt
Organism: Fusarium verticillioides 7600
Lineage: Eukaryota; Fungi; Ascomycota; Sordariomycetes; Hypocreales; Nectriaceae
Product: prohibitin-1
Exons: 2
Coding region: 438-1280 (280 amino acids)
Biological process (GO): mitochondrion organization
Cellular component (GO): membrane; mitochondrion
Source: RefSeq, a predicted model, not a curated record
UGGGGUCGGCCGCGCCGCUUCGGAGCAUCUGAGUCGGUCUCAUUUUGGCGGAUUUGGCACGAAAAGUCGAGAUCUCUCGUAUGUGGUUUUUGGAGUCGUCGGUUUGGAGGCGAAAGGCAGAAAAGGGCCACUUGAGGAUUUCUCGGGUUGGAAAGGAAAGCGCAGACGCAGGCUUUCCCCAUCAGCCGAGCUUUCCCGAAGGAGCCUAGCUCCGAGCAACAACCCACCCGAAGGAAUCCAGCAGCCAACCAGCGAAUCGCACUGGGAAUUUGUCUAGAGGUGGACCAAGAGCUUCAAAUCAUCAUCGCUGUCCGUUGACUCCGAACAGCCUCAGUUACGCCUCAGUUCCCAUCGAUAUUUGGGUUCUAGCGACCACCAUUCUUGACCGACGUCUUGCAACGAUACACCGAAUAAGACUUUAAGCACAUCACAUCAAAAUGGCGGCCGCUGCGAGAGCCCUCAACUUCAUGUACCGCAUGGCGGUCCCCGCUUCAGCUGUCGUCUUCCUAGGCAGUCAGUCCAUAUACGACGUCAAGGGAGGAACUCGGGCUGUCAUCUUCGACAGAUUGUCUGGUGUCAAGGAGACCGUCGUCAAUGAAGGAACCCAUUUCCUUGUUCCCUGGCUGCAGAAGAGCAUCAUCUUCGACGUCCGCACUAAGCCCAGGAAUAUCGCAACAACGACAGGCAGCAAGGAUUUGCAGAUGGUUAGCUUGACACUGAGAGUGCUGCACCGACCAAAUGUCAAGGCUCUCCCCAAGAUUUACCAGAACCUCGGUGCCGAUUACGAUGAGCGAGUCCUCCCCUCUAUUGGUAACGAAGUCUUGAAGGCUAUCGUCGCCCAGUUCGAUGCCGCAGAGCUGAUCACCCAGCGAGAGGCUGUCUCUGAGCGAAUUCGAAACGACCUUACUCUCCGUGCUGCCGAGUUCAACAUCGCUCUUGAGGAUGUUUCCAUCACCCACAUGACCUUCGGACGUGAGUUCACAAAGGCUGUCGAGCAGAAGCAGAUCGCCCAGCAAGAUGCUGAGCGAGCACGAUUCAUCGUCGAGCGUGCUGAGCAGGAGCGCCAAGCCAACGUCAUCCGCGCCGAGGGUGAGUCCGAGUCCGCUGAGGCUAUCAGCAAGGCCAUCCAGAAGGCUGGUGACGGCCUCAUUCAGAUUCGAAAGAUCGAGGCCAGUCGCGAGAUUGCUGCUACUCUUUCUUCAAACCCCAACGUCGCCUACCUACCUGGUGGAAGCGGAAAGCAGGGUGGCCAGUACCUGUUGUCAGUGGGCAGGGCUUAAAGUAACGGACUUUGUAUAAUGUGAAGGAUAUUGAGGAAAUGACAGGGAAAUCCCCGCUUAUCGUUGGCGAUGAAAGCAGUUAUUCAUGAGCGCCAACUAUGUAUUUCUAGAACGAGACCAGACGGGAAUGUCAACCCUAUCUCGCAAUGUAUAAUCGCCGGUGGCUUCACGGCUUCUCCCGUUCCAAAACAGCAAUAACUAAGCUGAGCAGUGACCAAAUCCAGAACACCUCAAUAUCUAUGAUGCCAAUGCUCUCCAGUACCAUGAAUUUUCACAUGUGUAUUCACCUGUCUUGAAUAUGGUUCCCAGGCUCAAGAACUAUGCCUCAAUGAACGCCUCCGUCAGUCCUGA